This is a messenger RNA of Pyricularia pennisetigena, 1605 nucleotides long. RefSeq lists its product as uncharacterized. Gene Ontology annotation, biological process: transmembrane transport. The coding region runs from base 1 to 1605 and encodes 534 amino acids. The transcript is spliced from 5 exons. The record is from RefSeq and is a predicted model, not a curated record. Gene Ontology annotation, molecular function: transmembrane transporter activity. Lineage: Eukaryota; Fungi; Ascomycota; Sordariomycetes; Magnaporthales; Pyriculariaceae.
AUGCCGUUUGGGAUUUUAGAAUGCACAAAGAUGGAAAUCGUGCCCGGCACGGCUUUCAUGAAUGAUCAGGAUGACUUACCACCAGAGCUCGCCGAGGCCUCAAGGGAACUACUCAAGAAGGGCAAAGGACGGUGCAAGGACGUCAUUCUGGUCCCUCAACCAACAGACAGCCCCAAUGACCCGUUGAACUGGCCUCAAUGGAAGAAAGAAAUGGUCCUUUUGAUCGUCUCCAUGUCGGCGGCGGUGGUGGGCGCCUACGGACCGAUGCUCUCGCCGGGCUUCGUCCAGGUUUCGAGCGACCUCGGCAUCACGGUCCAGACCUUAUCCGAGGCGACGGCGUGGCUGAUCCUCUCCAUCGGCCUGUCGCUCUUCCUCACCAACCCGCUGGCCAAGAUCAUCGGCCGCCGGCCCAUCUAUAUUGGCGCCAUCGCCGUCAUGUUUGCGACGAGCGUCUGGGGCGCCGUGACCACGACCUACCCGUCCUUCCUCGCCAGCCGCGUCGUCGCGGGCGUCGGCAUGUCCCCCUACGAGAUCCUCGUGCAGUGCACCAUCGGCGACCUCUACUUUGUCCACGAGCGCGCCACCAGGAUCGCCGUCUGGAACAUGUUCCUGCUCACGGGCAUCAGCGGCGGCACGUUGAUCGCCGGCUACAUCAUCGAGCGCGACGGAUAUCGCUGGACGUUUGGGGUGUGCGCCGUCUUCUUCGGGGUGCUGAUGCUGGCCGUCGUGUUUCUGGUGCCCGAGACCAUGUACCGACGACGCAGCGAGGAGACGAGGACGAGGGCCGUGGGCGAGAUCAAGGAAGAAAGCCAAGGGGAGAAGAGUGCGGCCGAGGAACUGUCUGUGGUCGCUGGACAGGAAGCAGAGCCGAAACACAGCUUUGGGCGGUCGCUCCGCGUAUUCACGGGCCGGUACAGUCAUGCACCGUUGUGGAAGGUCUUUUUGAGGCCUGUCGUCCUGUUCUUUUAUCCGGCGGUGCUCUGGGGGUUUUUGAUAUACGGGACCCUCAUGACCUGGAUCGUUGUCUUCUCCGUCGUCAACGCCGUCAUUUUCAUCAACCCUCCGUACAACUUUAGCAUCAGCCAGACCGGCCUGAUAAGCCUCUCGCCCUUCGUACUGACCAUCGUGGGCGAGCUCACGUCGGGGCCCCUGAACGACUGGAUUUGCCUGCACCUGACGCGCAGGAACCGGGGCGUGUACGAGCCCGAGUUCCGGCUGCCGCUCAUGGCCGUGGCGGGGGUGCUCGGCGGGGUGGGCUUCUUCGGCUUCGGCGCCACCGUCCACGGCCAGACGCACUGGGUCGGCCCCGUGCUGUGCUUCGGGCUGGCCAACAUGAGCCUGGUGUUUGCGUCGACGUGCGUGUUUGGCUACGUCAUCGACUGCUACCGCCCGCUGAACGAGGAGGCGUUUGUGGCCAUCAACACCAGGAACCUGCUCACGUUUGGCUUCACGUACUUUGUCAACGACUGGCUGGCGGCGCAGGGGCCCCUGGCUGUUUUUGCAUACUGGGGUCGCUUUUUCUGGGGGAUCUUUGGAAAACGUCUCCGUAGCUUUACGGGCCGGAACAAAUGGUUGCAGAACUUUAUGAAUGAUGAAGAUCUGUGA